ACACUCAAAAACCCAAAUCAAGAAAAAAAAAAGUCAGCGCCUAUGGUUCUAUUAAAAGCGCGUUGAUGAUAUAUAGAUAAUAUAUUAGUUGUACGUGUACUCGAAAAAUCAAUACAGUUUGUUCAUGGAGGUGAACAACAACUGGGACUGGGAUCUCAAUGCAGUGGUGAGAAGCUGCUGCUUCUCUACACCACCCGCGGUGACGACGUUCGAUCCGUUUCCCUUGCUCCCUACGCCGGUUAGUGAAGAAGAGUUCGCGAACGAAGAGAAAGGAGAGCUUUUGCUUUUGUCUGAGAUCAUGAGAGGAGAUCAAGUUUCUUUGGUCGAGCAUGAUGAGCUUUGUGAGUCAUUUUUAUUUGAUAUUGAUCACGAGAAACUGUUUCAGAAGCCGCAACCAGUGGUCUCAUUUUCCACCACCACGACUUUAAAAGAACAGUCGCAGCGGAGUACUCAUCAGCCUCUCGCUCGUAGUCCCCGUCCCAAAAGAAGUCAAAAGAAGCAGCACAAAAGAGUCGUGUGCCACGUCCCCGAUGACGGCCUCUCUCCCGACCUAUGGUCAUGGCGAAAAUACGGCCAAAAACCCAUCAAGGGUUCUCCCUAUCCCCGGGGAUACUACAGGUGUAGUAGCUCGAAAGGGUGCGUGGCGCGAAAGCAGGUCGAACGGAGCCCGACGGACCCAACGGUGCUCGUUGUUACGUACACGGCGGAGCACAACCACCCUAUGCCGACCCACCGCAACUCCCUCGCGGGAACCACACGCCAAAAGUUUCCUCCACCUUCUCCUCCUCCUCCUCCUCCGCCCGUCUCCUCCUCCGUCUCUAACUGUAACAUGCCGUAUUGGAGCCCGAACUCGUUAUCGGCGGAAGAAGUAGUGUUCUCGCCGAUUGCAACUUCUACAGCUAGCGGACGGAAAGACUUAGGCGAGGAGAUGGAUGUUGAUGAUAUGUUGUUUAUGGGAGCGGAUGGGAUGAGCGACGCGGCGAGCAUGGAGCCCUUCUUGAUGGAAAAAGUAGGAUUUGGAUCGCCAUUUUUGUGCUCGCGCGACAUGGUUGGACAUCGCCAGAGCUGCAGCAACUGAAGGGAGCUAAUUCUUUACGAUGCUCUUAUUUUAUUGUUGACAGAUCCGUAUAGUUUAUAUUUUACUUUUGGGUCUUAAAUAUAGAAAAAAUACUAGUCAUAGGACUGGGUCCUUUCACUUACUUGAUUGUGCGCAAUAAGAGUGAGAAAGAGUAAUUUUUGAUUUUUGAUUUUUUUUUUUUUUGGCGCUAGAUCAGUGAACAUGGAGUGAACGAAGAUACGCUAAUCUAGUCAAAUUAGGUGAUCAGUUUAUGUAUCAGAUAGAUUGUGUACUUUUUACUUCAAGU
Molecule: messenger RNA, 1364 nt
Organism: Ananas comosus (pineapple)
Lineage: Eukaryota; Viridiplantae; Streptophyta; Magnoliopsida; Poales; Bromeliaceae
Product: probable WRKY transcription factor 27
Exons: 3
Coding region: 125-1078 (317 amino acids)
Biological process (GO): regulation of DNA-templated transcription
Cellular component (GO): nucleus
Molecular function (GO): transcription cis-regulatory region binding; DNA-binding transcription factor activity
Source: RefSeq, a predicted model, not a curated record